UGUUCUCUCUGCUUGUCUACUACGUUCCAAGGAUCAGUUUGUCAAGGAUACAGAGUGAGCGUUGAUGCGGGUCAACCGCGAACAAUCGUGCAUUUAUAUGAUCUUGACAGUCAGAUAAGUGAGUUUGUCCCUCCCAUGACUGCCAACGCACCGUUGGAUGACGUCAAUUCUCCUCGCGGCAGCAGGUGAGAGUCAAAGCAUCGCGUCUCCCCUUAAAGAGAACGAGUGUCGGAUCGUAGUCAUGGGAAAGCUACAAGAAUUUGACAUCACGUUCGCCAACAACAAAGUGGUUUACAGUCCCGGAGAGUCGAUCGGCGGAGCUGUCAAAAUUCGAAUCAGCAACUCGCUGCAGUACAAAGCCAUCAAGGUGACCUGUCAGGGCUCGUGCGGGAUCUCCAACAAAGUGAACGACACCUCGUGGACUAUUGAGGAGCAGUACUUCAACAGCACUUUGUCUGUUGCUGACAAAGGAAGUCUGACAGCAGGCGAACACAAUUUCCCUUUCCAGUUUCUCAUCCCAGCCGCAGCGCCAACUUCUUUCGAAGGACCGUUUGGAAAGAUUAUUUACCGUGUGAAGGCUGCCAUUGACACGCCACGCUUUGCCAAGGACUACAAAGCCCAGAGGCCCUUCUACCUCCUCAACCUGCUCAACCUCAAUGAGGUGCCGAACAUUGACCACCUGAGCUACGCUGUGACCACGAAGAAAUUUAACUACCUUCUGGUGAAGUCCGGGACCCUUAUGUUGAAAGCUCGCAGUGACCUCAGAGGCUAUAUCCCCGGUCAGGUGAUCAAGUUAGCCGCUGAGAUCCACAACAAGUCCGGAAAAGACACGGGAUGUGUACUGGCGAGUCUCAUACAGAAAGUGACUUAUAAGACCAAGCGGCACGUGUUUGACCUGCGAACCAUCGCGGAGGUGGAGGGAGCCGGCGUGAAGGCAGGAAAACACGCAGAGUGGAGAGAACAGAUCAUUGUCCCGCCUCUUCCUCAGUCGGCGCUAACGGGCUGCAGCCUCAUUGACGUUGACUAUUUCAUUCAGGUAGCACUCAAAUCUCCGGAUGCGGUUGUCACCCUGCCCAUCUACAUCGGCAACAUCGCGGUGAACUUGUCGCCGAUAAGGACUGCACCUUCUAGUCCAGAUCAUUGCGGCUUGGCAGACGACCCCCACGCAGCAGGGGUGACACCCAGCGCCCCACCGGCUGAGGACGAUGAAGAGCUGUGCGCCGGCGUUGCCGCCAGCGAAGAGAUCCCCACCAAGAGUCAUUCUCAGCAAGAUCCCUCCGGUCAACCCGUCACCAUGUCCCCGAGCGCUUUUAGCCACGCCCCCAGUUCAGUGCCGCUACCCGGCCGCAGGCAGCCCAACGCUUCUGCCCCCUUGUUCUGUGUCUCAACCGGAACCACCAUACCUUUCUUCACCGACGGAAACCCCACACCUGUGCCCACUUCCUCUUCUCUCAUCUUGCCUCCGGAGUACAGCAGUUGGGACUAUCCCCAUGAACCUCCACCCAGUUACGAAGAAAGCUGCAGUAGCACCAACUUCAAUUUAACCAGCGGACGAUAGAAAAAGCAGCGGACAAAGAACCGCCCACAGCUCGGCUUCAUGGAAAUUCACUGUGAAAACGGGACCAACUCCAAAUCACCAAAGAUGUCCUCUACAAAUAAAAAGGGAUGGUGUCUGAUUGUAAAUAGAAUAUGUCCCAUGAAAAGGCCUCAUCUUACACCCACAAAGGAAUUUGUCCUGGAUACGGACGAAGUGCUGACAAUGGAUUAUGUUCAUAGCCCCAAUUGCGGAGAUAAUCACAACAUCAGAAGGACAAAUAAUUUGACCUACUGCAGAUUAUAUGGCAGACUUGGACUAAGCCGCAGUGGAUGAGCCUGACACGGAUGACGCUAGAGGAGACCUGCCCUCAUCGCUGGCGGAUGAGCAUGGAAAUGAGCUCCAAGACAGAAAGGCCAGCUGAGGAUGGCGUUCAACCGGAAGCCGCAAAAAAGGCUUUGAACACCGCUUCUCUUUCUGACAAAUGCUGUGUGCCUUGGGUGGUGCUGUGAGCGUAUGUUGCCCUCGGGCAAGUAUUAUUAGCCAUUUCUUUGUCUGUGUUCUAGGCCAGGGCAAAUUGUAGCAGAACGGCCGAACACGCGGUCUGUGGUGCAAAGGAGUAAAAAUACGGAAAGAAAACGAGCAGACGGAAGAUGGCUGCUCUAGAGACCUGUGCUAAAUAACGUGCAUCCCAUACUGCAAGUCAGAUGUGAGCAAUUCAUUUUUUGAAGGAGCCAUGCAACUCAAUUACGUUCAAUAAAAAAAACACGUCUUUUUAUUCACGCAUCCAUUUUCUGUCCUUGGAUCAUCUUUUGCAUUUGUAAUAUUCACGCAUGAAACCUGUUUCCUGUGCAUGGUGGCAGGACGUAGCCUUAAAGAUAUGGUGACAAGUUUGUUUUCACUUCCAUAAGUUUGUUUUCAUUUCCAUUUAUUUAUCUUGUCAUCACUCUGACAGCAUGACAUGCAGCAAUGUCAUUUCUGCCAUGACGCCAAUUUUCGUGAACUUGUUUCACAUGGACUUUGGGAGAGAGAGCUGCAGACCUGCUCAUCUGAAUGUAUCGACUGCAUUGUUAUUUUUAUUUACAAUUUCGUCAAGUGUGAAUUCAGACACAAAUCCCAGUUUUAUUUUAUGAUUUUAGCAGGUAUUGUUGCCAUCUGCAAGUGCUCUACUCUUCUGGGUCUCGUCAUACACUGUUGGAGCAUUUAAUGGUGUUACUUGCUCUCCAUCAGGGAGUAGGUCAAGAGCUGCUUCUGUAGCUUAUAUGUGGACUAUGACAAACACACUUCAUGUAUACCAUUGUUGCUUUAAAGGUGCAAAGCAGAAACAACAGACUUACACCUGCUGGAAUUACUGCAGAAAAUGUGUGCAAUUCUCACCAUUGCCAAGAGGAGCAUCAGUUUGUUCAUCUGAAAGGAUUUUGCAUUGUCUGCAACAUCCUUGGUUCUCCCUUUUUUUGGGCCAAAGAGUACAGUAUCUUAAUGAUUAAGCCCCGCCACAAAAUCCCUUUUCUCAGUUUUUAUACUCAUUCUUUCUCACAUUUUGAGAAGUGGUAUCUGAGUUUGUUUAUACGAUACUUGUUUACAGGUGCAGUAUGGAGAUACCAAUACAGGAGUAGCACCUUAAAUGUAAUAUGUCAACUGUGUACAAUAGAACAAUAAAGUAAUAUGACUUGCUUGGUCAA
Messenger RNA from Hippocampus zosterae (dwarf seahorse), 3216 nucleotides. RefSeq names its product arrestin domain containing 1b (gene arrdc1b). The record is from RefSeq and is a predicted model, not a curated record. Gene Ontology annotation, molecular function: ubiquitin protein ligase binding; ubiquitin-like ligase-substrate adaptor activity. The coding region runs from base 158 to 1558 and encodes 466 amino acids. The transcript is spliced from 8 exons. NCBI's taxonomy places the organism in Eukaryota, Metazoa, Chordata, Actinopteri, Syngnathiformes, Syngnathidae. Gene Ontology annotation, cellular component: cytoplasm. Gene Ontology annotation, biological process: protein transport.